UAACGGAUCAAGCCUUUGUGACCCUUGCUACUGAUGAUGUGUACUGUCAAGGUGCUCUGGUUCUCGGACAGUCGUUGAGGAACCAUAUGACAUCUAGAAAAUUGGCAGUACUAAUUACACCAGAGGUUUCCAGUGGGAUGAGGUCUGUCCUCCGCAGUGUGUUUGAUGAAGUCAUAGAGGUGCAUGCGCUUGACAGCGCUGACUCAGUCCGUUUGGCUCUGAUGCAGAGGCCAGAACUAGGUGUAACCUUCACUAAACUUCACUGUUGGACACUUACUCAUUAUAGCAAAUGUGUCUUCAUGGAUGCAGACACUUUGGUGCUUUGCAAUGUCGAUGAAUUGUUUGAUCGAGAAGAGUUUUCAGCAGCUCCUGAUUCUGGCUGGCCUGACUGCUUUAAUAGUGGUGUAUUUGUGUUCCGACCUUCUUUGAAAACUUACAACCUACUGCUCCGGUUCGCUGCUGAACAUGGCAGCUUUGAUGGGGGUGAUCAAGGCUUGUUGAAUAGCUUCUUCAGCAACUGGGCAACAGCAGAUAUUGGCAAACACUUACCUUUCCUCUAUAACUUAAGCAGCAGUGCUGUAUACACCUACGUUCCUGCUUUCAAUCAUUUUGGUAGAGAUGCCAAAGUUGUUCACUUCUUGGGAGCGACAAAGCCCUGGAACUACAAAUAUAACCUUCAAACAAAGAGAGUUAUGCAGGAUGGCACCACCUCUGGAUCUUUUCAUCAGCUAUCAUUUCUUGCCCUCUGGUGGAAUAUAUACAGUGCCAGUAUAUUGCCUUUGUUAGAAAAACUUCAAAAGAUAGAAGAAUCGGAAUCCGAGGAAUGCAAGCAUACUUUCAAUGGAGUUGAAAUUACAGUGAAAAAAGUCAGUCCUUCUGUGGCCAAUUCGCUGCAAAUGCCUGUGCUUCCAGAGCAGACAUAUGAAAUAUAUCCCACAGCAUGUUCACCUGAGGAACUCACUUUCAAAGCUAACGAGGUCGCACAUUCUGUUUCAGAGCUGUCUAUUCACUUCAAACCAGAAGAACCAAGUCCAGAAGAUGAACGGAGAAAAUGGGAGGAAGGACGCAUGGACUAUAUGGGGAAAGAUGCUUUUGAACAUAUCAAAAAGAAAUUGGAUGCAUUUUUACAUUAAGAUGGAGUGUACUGUAAUGGCCAUCAUGAUCUAUGUUUCUUCUAUAAAUGCA
Messenger RNA from Balearica regulorum gibbericeps (East African grey crowned-crane), 1185 nucleotides. The record is from RefSeq and is a predicted model, not a curated record. NCBI's taxonomy places the organism in Eukaryota, Metazoa, Chordata, Aves, Gruiformes, Gruidae.